GAGCUGGCGGGCGACCACGCGCAUCUCCCGGGCGGCCCCGGAGCGGUACCCGCAGGGCGCCUCUGCGAUCGUCGGACGCCGGGGCCCAGGUACUGAGAGAGGGACCCUCAGUCGUGCUCAUCUCCCCUCCCGGGGCUCAUCUUUGCACCCCAAAAGGGGUGAGCGAGGCCGUGCCGGCAGAGAUAACACGACCGCCGGGUUUCUAAUUCUCCGCGAGGAUUUGCGUGCGGUAACCCCAGGCUUCCGGAGACGGUUGCACCAGCCACUCUUGGCACCGACGAUCGCUGCGCCUGCAAUUAGAGGCCAACUCGUCGGAGAACCAUCGCCUUGGGCUAGAGCGGAGCGGACCGAGAUUAAAGGCACCAGUCCCAAACUGUGCCUGGCCCCGAAACCGAGAAGAGCCCGCAGCGGACGCGUCUUCGAUUGCGGUGGAACGUACCGAGGGGUCUGGGUCGCCCCGGAGCGCUCAGACGGUGGAAGGAGAGAGAAAGGAACCGAGGCGCUCUGCUGACUCCUCCGAGGGUCGGCGCGACCGUGUGUUUUGCUAGCGCGCCCGCUCCCGCAGCCGCGGGUCUUCGGGAUCCCGCACCUUGCAGCCCCAUGUGGUUCCUGGAGCGUCUCCGCUGGGACUCUGAGCGCCUCCUGUCGCCCAGGACCGGUCUCCGCCGGGGCCGCGCCCGCCGCGCCGCGCCCGCCACCUGCGCCAACGUGCUCACCCCGGACCGCAUCCCCGAGUUCUGCAUCCCGCCGCGACUCGCCCCCUGCGCCGCCCUGGCCGCGCGCUUGGACUCCUCCCGCGGCCCGCCAGCCGGCCCGGAUGAGGGCGACGGCGCGGGCCGCACGGACUGGGACCCGCGCUCGCAGGCUGCGCUCUCGCUGCCGCACCUGCCCCGCGCGCGCACCGCCUACGGCUUCUGCGCGCUGCUCGAGAGCCCGCACACGCGCCGCAAGGAGUCGCUCUUUCUGGGCAGCGCCGGCGCCGCCGCGCUCCUGCGCCCGCCCGCGCCCACCCGCGCCCACCCGCGCGCCGGCCCCGCCGCAGACGCCGCGGUCCUCCCGGCGCCCGCCGCCGACGCCGCCGCUGCCGCUGCCCCGCGCGCGCCCCGCGCCCGCCGCCUGCUGCGCGCCCCCGAAGGACUGCUGAGCCGCGCGCUGCGGGCCCGCCGGAGCCUCGGCCUGGCGCGCGCCCACCCCGGCCCGGGUUCGGCACGCGAGGACGAACCCCCGCGCCUGCACCCCGCCUCCAGCCGGGCCCGCGGCCGCCUCCGCCUUCGCCUGCGGGGCGCUCAGAGCCUGGUCGGAGCCCCGCGCGCUCCCGCCGCGGGGAGGGACCGCGACCCGGACCGGCUCUCGGAGGACUCGGGGAGGCACCGGGCCGGGGCCGUCUGCGUGGAGAAGCGCCCGCUGGACCGCGAUGAGCCGCCUUCCGGGUCGCUGCUGUCGAACUGA
Sorex fumeus (smoky shrew) is the source of this 1449-nucleotide messenger RNA. It is a transcript of the gene C2CD4A, whose product is annotated as C2 calcium dependent domain containing 4A. The record is from RefSeq and is a predicted model, not a curated record. NCBI's taxonomy places the organism in Eukaryota, Metazoa, Chordata, Mammalia, Eulipotyphla, Soricidae. The transcript has a single exon. The coding region runs from base 601 to 1449 and encodes 282 amino acids.